AGUCUGCCGAUGUCAGUGCUGUCAGUCCAUGAGUAAUGUUGCGUGGUGAUGUUUCUUUUUAUGUUUUUAUUUUCGUGAACAUCAAAAGCUUACAUUUCAUUGUAUGAUUUUGUGUAAUUUAAUUACCCCUGAGUUGUUUUUAAGUAGUGAAUUAUGAAUUAGUUAUUAAAAUAAUAAUUUGAAUGUAGGUGAAUAGUUAUUGUGUUUUGUUAUUUGAACAUGAAGGUGGACGUUGUUUGGAGGCGUCGCGGAGCUGCACAACUAGCAGCUUGCCUGGUGGUCUUGGUGGCGUGUGCUGCGUCAUCACCGGCCGCUCACGCCGCCGGCCCGCUGGGCCCCUCCGAACGGCCGGAGGCCUACUUCAACGGCACCGCCUACAUUCGGCUGUCCAGGCCCAUAUCACUCAAGCAACUCGUUGGACUCAGUUUUCGGACAUGUGUAGGAGGCGAGUUAUUCUCGCAGCGGUUCGAGGGGUACACGCUGCAUGUGACGGCGCUGUUCGAGCAGGUGGUGGUCUCGUGGGCCCGGCCCUCGCACCUCCACCGCAAGGUGGGCCUGGCCAAGGAGACGCUCGACAACCGCUGGCACUGGGUCGGACUGCGCUACAACUCCGACCCCCCCUCACUGCUGCUGGAAGUCGAUAAGGAUACACAGAUAAUAUCGAACGUGACGUGGAACCCGGAGCUGCUGUCGCCGGGGCUGCUGGAGGCGGGCGGCGCCACGCUGCUGGUGGGCAACCUGUUCAGCGGCUGCAUCCACGAGGGCCCGCAGCUCGAGUUCUUCGCCGCCACCACGCAGCACCGCAACGCCUUGUUCGAGCACUGCCCCCUCACCACUGACGACUGUAUUGACAGAAAGGAUGUGUUGCGCAUCCAGCCUAAGGACUACUGCUACAACGAGCCCUGCAUGCGACACGGCACCUGCAUAUCUCGACAUGACAGAUACGAGUGCCACUGCACGGCACGCUACACAGGCAACAACUGCGAGGUGGACGCGGGGGACCCGUGCGAGCCGGGCCCCUGCCAGAACGGGGGCCGCUGCGUCGAGGACACGCGCGGCGACUACACCUGCGACUGCCCUGCCAACUACCAUGGUACAUACUGCGAGCUGGAAGUGUCGCUGGACCCGCAGUGCGUGGCCGGCCCCUGCCGCAACAACGGCAGCUGCAGCGUGCCGCCCGGCGCCGACUCCUACGUCUGUGACUGUCCGCCAGGCUACACGGGCCGCAACUGCGAGACGGACAUAGACGAGUGCGCGACGUCGCCCAGCGCCUGCCUCAACGGCGGCGUGUGCCAGGACGCCGUCAACAACUUCACGUGCGACUGCACCGGCACCGGGUACACGGGCGCGCGCUGCGAGCUGAACGUGAACGAGUGCGAGGAGCGCGGCGUGUGCGGGCACGGCGUGUGCUACGACACGUACGGCGGCUUCGUGUGCGCGUGCCAGCUGGGCUACGCGGGCGCGCGCUGCGGCGACGUGUCGGCGUGCGCGUCGGGCCCGUGCGGCGCGGGCGGCGCGUGCGUGGAGGAGGCGGGCGGCGCCGGCUUCCGCUGCGUGUGCGCGCGCGGCUACCUGCCGCCCUACUGCGCGCCCGCCGCGCCCGCCGCCUCCUGCCAGGACAUCGUGUGUCCGCCGCACUCGCACUGUAUACCAAACAUGAUGGUAACCGGAGUCAUAGCCAAGCAAGUGAUGUGCGUGUGCGACGUCGGAUACUACGGCGCGCCGGGCGUGUCGCCCAACUGCAGCAGCCUGGAGGCGGUGUGCGAGGCGGGCGCCUGCCUCAACGGCGCCACGUGCUCGCUGGCCGCCGACCACUUCAACUGCUCCUGCGCGCCCGGAUACAAAGGCGUGUACUGCGAGCAGGCGGUCGGCAAGGCGCUGUCGGACCUGAAGGCGGCGGAGCGCUGCGCCAGCGGGCCCUGUCUGCACGCCAAGUCCUGCCAGGAGCUCCCGAGCGGGUUCCGCUGCGAGUGCGAGGCGGGCUGGGGCGGCUUGCGCUGCGACGCGCCCGAGCCGUGCCCGCGCGGCUGCGCUAACGGCGGCGCGUGCCGCGACGGCGCCUGCGCCUGCCGCCCCGGCUGGGCCGGCGCCGCCUGCGAGCUGGCGGCCGACUGCCGCGCCGCGCCCUGCGCGCCCAACUACGAGUGCGUGGAGAGCGCCGCCGCCUGGCGCUGCGCCCCCGCCGCGCAGGACUCCGCCUGCGCCUCCUCGCCCUGCCACAACGGCACCUGCCUGGCGCUCGACAACGGCCUCUUCCGCUGCCAGUGCCUGCCCGGCCAGACCGGUCGAUUUUGCGAUAUGGACAUAGACGAAUGUGCAAUAAUGCCGAAAAUAUGUAACCACGGAGUGUGCUUCAACGUUCCCGGAUCGUACGAGUGCUACUGCAGGCCCGGCUAUACGGGCGACAGCUGCGAACAGGACAUUGACGAGUGCCUAUCAUCACCCUGUAAGAACGGCGGCACCUGCCAGAACCUCGAAAAUAACUACGAGUGCACCUGCAAGGAAGGAUUCGAAGGCAAGGACUGUUCGACGAACAUAAACGAGUGCGAGGCGAACCCGUGCGCGGCGGGGUCCACGUGCCUGGACGGCAUCGCCAGCUACUCGUGCGUGUGCCAGGAGGGGCUGACGGGGCCCACCUGCGAGAUCGACAUCGACGACUGCGAGUCGCAGCCGUGCCAGCACGGCGGGCGCUGCGUGGACGGCGUGAACAGCUUCGCGUGCGAGUGCGGCGGCACGGGCUACACGGGCGACGACUGCUCCAGCAACAUCGACGAGUGCGCGCCGCAGCCCUGCCGCCACGGCGGCACCUGCGUCGACGACGUCAACGACUACCACUGCAACUGCUACGCCGCCUACACCGGCAAGAACUGCGAGAUCGACAUCAGCGAGUGCGAGAGCUCGCCGUGCAAGUUCGGCGGCGUGUGCCUGGAGCGGUCCAACGCGUCGCUGUACCGCGCCGCCGACGCGCCGCGCCUGCAGGUGGGCCCGCAGCCGCAGAUGCUGCUGCCCGCCGCCUUCUACCAGCCCUUCUCCCUCGACACGGCUGCCGGAUACGAGUGCGUGUGCGUGUCGGGCACGGCGGGCCCGCGCUGCGAGACAAACAUCGACGAGUGCGCCCCCGCGCCCUGCGAGGCCGGCAAGUGCGUCGACCUCAUCGGCUCCUACAAGUGCGAGUGCUUCGCCGGCUACGAGGGCGAGCACUGCGAGAUCGAGAUCGACGAGUGCCAGAGGUACGCGCCGUGCGCGCACGGCAAGUGCUACGACGGGCGCGCGGCCUACUACUGCCUGUGCGAGCGCGGCUGGGGCGGGCAGAACUGCUCCGUGGUGCUGCAGGGCUGCGCCGCCGCGCCCUGCCGCAACAACGGCACGUGCCACCCCUGGCUGCGCGACGAGACCGAGCACCGCUUCAACUGCUCCUGCACGCCCGGCCACUACGGCACCACCUGCGAGAAGAUCACGACGAUGUCGCUGGAGAAGAGCAGCUACGCGGAGGUGAACACGACGCGCGAGGAGGGCUACGACAUCUCGUUCCGCUUCAAGACCACGCUGGGCAACGGCCUGCUGGCCAUGGGCCGGGGACUCACCUACUUCUUCCUGGAGCUCUCCAACGGCCGCCUCAACCUGCACUCCAGCCUGCUCAACAAAUGGGAGGGAGUCUUCAUCGGAUCCAACUUGAAUGACAGCCAUUGGCAAAAGGUGUUCGUGACGAUCAACUCGUCGCACCUGGUGCUGGCGGCGAACGAGGAGCAGACGAUCUACCCGAUCAGCCAGAACGAGGCGUACAACUCGUCGGUGACGUCGUUCCCGUCCACGCGGCUCGGCACCUACGGCUCGUCCUACGCCACGCUCACGCACGGACCCAACUUCUUCGUCGGCUGCUUCCAGGACGUCGUCGUCAACGGACAGUGGGUGCUGCCGGAGGAGGCGCACGCGGGCGCGGAGACGACGACGGAGGCGGCGGCGGGCGGCGCGGAGGGCUCGGGCCCGCGCGCGCGCGCGCUGCUGCACGGCGUGCUGGCGCAGUGCCCGCGCGUGCCGCAGUGCGCGCCCAACCCCUGCCGCUCCGGCGGCGCCUGCCUCGACGCCUGGACGUCCUUCGUGUGCACGUGCCCGCGCCCGCACCUGGGCGACACCUGCCAGUACAACUACACGGCGGCCACGUUCGGGCAGGAGGCGGCGGCGCGGCGCGCGGUGGUGCGCGUGCUGGUGGCGGAGGCGGCGCGGCGCGGCGUGCGGGCGGCGCUCGACAUCUCCAUGUUCAUCCGCACGCGCAAGCCCACCGGACACAUCUUCUACCUCGGCUCGCGCGCCAGGUUCGGUCAAACGGACGAGACGCAAGUGGGCGCAUCGCUGGAGGGCGGGGAGCUGCUGCUGCACCUGCGCUUCAACCAGACGCCGGAGAACUACACGGUGGGCGGCACGCGCCUCGACAACGGCUACCUGCACCUCAUCGAGGUGGUGCGCAACUCCACGCUGGUGCAGGUCAAGCUCAACGGCACCGAGUACUUCCGCAAGUCCAUAUCGGCCGCCAAGCAGAUUGACGCACAGGUGCUGUACUUGGGUGGACCACCGCCACCAUUGGUGGACAGCAGCACUGAAGUGCCGUCCCCGGUCCCGGUAGCGGCGGCGCAGGCGCAGAUGCCCCCCGCGUCGCAGCUGCCCGCGUCCCCCGCCGCCGCCAGCCCCACGGCCCCCGCCGUGUCGCCGGCGCCCGCGCUGCCGCUGUCCACGCCCGCCCCCGCGCCGCCCACCCCCGCGCCGCCCGCCGCCGCCGAGCCCGACGACAGCGCCUACUUCAAGGGCGUCAUACAGGACGUGCAGAUCUCGAACGGCGUGAACGUGUCCAUCGUGGAGUUCUUCCCGCUGAACGUGCCGGGGCUGCAGCUGCCGCCCGCCUUCGGCGAGGUGUGGCUGGACCCCGCCGGCGUGCUGCCCGGCGUCGUGUCCGACGACCUCUGCGCCGAGCGGCCCUGUCUGCACAACGCCACCUGCACCAACACAUGGAACGACUACAUAUGUCAGUGUCCUCGCGGGUACAAAGGCAAGCAGUGCUCGGAGGUGGAGUUCUGUCAGCUGCAGGGCUGUCCGCUCAACUCGCACUGUCGCAACCUCGAUGCUGGGUACGAGUGCGUGUCGAACGCGACGUUCGACGGCGUGAACACGACGCUGACGUACAAGCUGCGGGUGCCGCGCACCGGCAACAUCGCGGCGGAGUCGGAGGCGGAGCUGCCCGACUCGCUGACCAUCACGUACCGCAGCAAGUCGGGCGGCACGCUGUUCCACGCGGAGCACGCGGGCUCGUGGUUCACGGUGGGCGUGUUCCGCGGCCAGGUGGCCGUGCAGUGGCGCGUGGGCGGCGCCGGGCUGCCCGCGCUGCGCCGCCUGCGCGCCGCCGGCCACGCCGCCUGGACCUCGCUGCGCCUCUCGCUGGCCGGCAACACGCUGCGCGGCGCCUUCCUGGAGCCCGCCGGCCACGAGGAGCUGGCGCUGGCCGCCGCCAUCGACACGCGCGCGUGGCAGCGCCUCGUCAUGGAGGGCACCAUCACGCUGGGCGGCCUGCGCCCCGGCGCCGCCGCCGCCACCACGCUGCCGCCCUCCCUGCCUACCACUAUGAGUGAAAGUUCAACGGAUCCGAACGUGUGGGAAUACUCGGAAGGCGAAGAAGUGACUGGCGACAAUUUAGCCGGAGAAUACUUCAAGGGCUGCAUGGGCGCGGUGCACGUGGGCGGGCUGCUGCUGCCGUUCUUCACGGAGGAGGAGCUGUUCGUGGGCGCCACGGCGGCGCUGCUGGCCGCGCAGCCGCACUACGCGCUCAUGUCGGGGCGGCCGUGGGGCUCGGCGGCGGGCGUGGGCUGCGUGCUGUGCCUGGAGCGGGACUGCGCUAACGGCGGACACUGCGCCGACGUCAGGUCCUCCUACUCCUGCGCCUGUCCCGCCGGCUACACUGGAGACUACUGCCAGAUUGACGUGGACGAAUGUGCAUCGCAUCAGUGUCAGAACGGCGCCACGUGUAAGGACGGCAUCGCGGAGUACACCUGCAUCUGUCCCGAGGGCUUCGAGGGAGACUUAUGCGAGCGCGACAUCGACGAGUGCCUGUCGUCGCCGUGCCAGCACGGCGGCACGUGCACGGACGGCGCGGGCGGGUUCCGCUGCGCGUGCGCGGGCGCGUGGCGGGGCCCCACGUGCGCCGCGCCGCGCCACCGCGCCUGCGCGCACCGGCCCUGCGCGCCCGCCGCCGCCGCCUGCCUGGACACGCCGCCCGAUCCCCCGACGGGCAACAACUUCACGUGCGUGUGCAACGAGGGCUUCGAGGGCGUGUACUGCGAGUACGCCUUCUGCGAGCUCACGCCCUGUCUGCACGGCCACUGCGUCAACGAUACCAAGUCGGCGCGGUGCGUGUGCGCGGCGGGCUACAGCGGGCGGCGCUGCGAGGCGGAGCGCGACGAGUGCGCGGAGGCGGGCGGCGCCGCCGCCUGUCUGCACGCCGGCCGCUGCCUCGACGCCACCGGCGACUACCUCUGCGACUGCAGCGGCACCGGAUGGACGGGCGCCCGCUGCGAGGUGGACGUGGACGAGUGCGCGGCCGGGCUCGUGAGCUGCGGGCCCGGGGACUGCCUCAACCUGAACGGCUCCUACACAUGCCUGUGUGCGCCUGGGUUCUGCGGCAACGAGUGCUCGCUGCAGGACCCGUGCUUCGCGCUGGGCGAGGGCAACGGCACGGGCCCCUGCCUGCACGGCGGCACGUGCGAGCAGCGCUGCGCCGCGCACACUGACUACGUGUGCCACUGCGUGGACGGCUGGGGCGGACACAACUGCUCGCAGCAGGUGGUGGCGUCGGGGUCGGGCGCGGGCGACACGUCGGCGACGGUGCUGAUCGCGGUGGGCGCGGCGCUGCUGGCGCUGGCUCUCGCCGGCGGGGCGCUGGGGGCGCUGGGCGCGCAGGCGCGGCGCAAGCGAGCCACGCGCGGCACGUACUCGCCGUCGGGGCAGGAGUACUGCAACCCGCGCGCCGAGAUGAUGCAGCACGCGCUCAAGCCGCCGCCCGAGGAGCGCCUCAUCUAGCCGGUACUGACACAUCUAGCCGCUACUGCCGCGCUGCCAUUGUGACAUUUAAGAAAACAUGAAAAUCGAACAAAAAUAUUAGAAAUACAAGAAGAAAGUUAACACGAACCUCGUCGCAUAUCAACCAAAUGACUGUUGUGUGCGUGUGCGUGUGAAUGAAGAUUUGUGUGUGUGUCGAGUGUUCUAGUUUGUACCUGUACGUUUUAUACAUUUGGACAGUGUGAGUGUGUGCGUGACAUAACUAAUAAUUAGCUUUAAGAAGUGUGGCGCCACAGAGCGCCGCCACCCUGUACUUAACUUUACCACGCAGACGAAUUAUAUAGUGAGAGUAGUGGUGACGCCAUGUCGCGUCAGGUCAACUCGUGCGCAGGCCGUGGCUGCAGUUUGUACGGGUUUAUUACUUCAUAGGCUUUUGAUAUAGAUAUUAUAUAACUCGGUGCACUUGUUGAUCUCACACGACGUGCCGGCGCGGGCACACAGUGUACAUUUUUUAUAAAAAUGACAAAUUUUAUAAAUUAAUACAGACUUGAGUACUUAUAUCUAGGCUAAGAACGCGACUAUUUUCAUAUGAAGUUAUUUAAUGCAAUGUCUGACUCUGUAUAGGGGCGACUUAUAUUGAGAUGUAUGUAAACACUAUACUUGAUAACACAGUGCCUGACUUUGAAGAACUUCGAAUUUUUAUCGUAACGUGUAUUCUAUUGUAUUUGGAAACAAUCAUGGUAACUAGCAUUGUAUUUUUGAAACAUGUAAUAUUAGAUGUAUUUCUGUAAUAAUAAAAUAAAUUAGCAAUAGGAUAAUAAAUGAAUUGUAGGAAUAACUGUUGACUGUCCGACUGCUGACACGUCCGUGUACGUAUUCAUGAUGAAUUCGAAUACAAAUAUUUAUUAUCUAGUAGUAGUCAGUAAGCGUAACUGUUCGCCGCUGAGAGGUCCGCGACGCCGCGCCACAUUCCAGGUGCGCGUGGGUUUUGAUAGCUCUUGUUCGGAUAUGCUGUUUGAACUUUUUUACAUAAAUGUGAUAAAACAACUACUUAUUAGCGUAUGCUCAAGCGUUAUUGCGAUAUUUAUAAAUAAUAUAUACAAAGCGGCGUAAUAUUUAGAAGCUGUCAAAACGUAACGUGCUAUAGAUUUAAUAAGAUGAUCGGUGUAGCGAAGACCUCAGCGGCGCAAUUUUAUUAACUGUGACAAAUAGAGCGAGCGGUGUGCAUAUGCAAUGUUAAAUAUAUUAAUGAUGGUAUUUAUAACUGUAAUCUUGACCAAUGAAUUGAGCGUACCAUUAGUAUUUAUACAAUUUGAACAAAAUUCUAACGAUGAGUCACCAACUGCAUUGUUUUCAGUGAUUCCAGUUGUGUGCAAAUCGCUCGCGUUUAUCUGCGUUUGUUUAGUAUAAGGAUUAGACGUAGGUAAGUGGUAUUGAAAGCGUGCAAGAUUCUAAAUUACAUGAUAGUGAAGACGCCACUCGUCCGCCUAGUGCCGCGCACUCGGCCGCGCCUAGUGUACACUCUAGUUAGCCACAUGUGCGCCACACGUGCGCCACGCCACAGAGGUAGCUCUUGAUUAGUGGACAGUAGCACACAAGUAUAUAGGUUAAUGUAUUCCGAUAUGUAAAUAUGUAAGGUUGAGUAGAUAGGGCGCGCCCCGAGUGCGGCAGGCUGCGGCGAGCCGUCCGUGCCUUAACCACAAGUCUGUAUAUUUAUGUACCGUAUACACGCGUGACGCUGUCACCGCUAGGCUAGGCGUAUACUGUAGCUGUAGGCGAUAAGUACAUGUACGUAGCGGCACACGAGCCCCCCUGUACUUACUCAGUGCUCAACUAGCUGCUCGUCAGCGAUAUUUCUUUAUAUUUUGAUUUCGUUGCCUUGUUUAUAAGAUUUUUAACAAAUUAUUAUUUGUAACUUAAUAUUCCAUUUUUGUGAUAAUUCUUUUGAUUUUAUUGUUGCAUCGGUUUAUGUAUUAUAUUCUUAUGUUUUGUUCGUAACAGUAGAGAAGUGUUCCAAAUCAGUAUUUAUAGAUUUCGGCCGUCCGUUAAUUAUAAUCAAUUUAUUGUAUAGUAAGUGUUCUGUACCCAUAUAUGAACUAUUGUACAUUUUGUAUUGUUCGAAGUACACUCAAGUUUCUAAAAUAAGUGACUGCAGAGUGAAUAUAAAGUAACCGUAACAGAUAAAUGUAAGUAGAUUUUAAAUUGAAUCAAUGUAACUAUUCCUCGUAGUAAAUACUAAAUCAGCGCAUGUCGACUCUACUCACUGUAGCGUGAGAACGAUCCGUUCCACGCGCCGCCCUAGUGUACAGCACCCGAGCCUUUUGGCCUUACUCAAUAAACAAAUAUUAUAUGACA
This is a messenger RNA of Helicoverpa armigera (cotton bollworm), 9396 nucleotides long. It is a transcript of the gene crb, whose product is annotated as crumbs. Gene Ontology annotation, molecular function: calcium ion binding. Bases 220 to 7062 code for a protein of 2280 amino acids. The transcript is spliced from 40 exons. The record is from RefSeq and is a predicted model, not a curated record. NCBI's taxonomy places the organism in Eukaryota, Metazoa, Arthropoda, Insecta, Lepidoptera, Noctuidae.